Apis laboriosa (Himalayan honeybee) is the source of this 1029-nucleotide messenger RNA. Its product is annotated as odorant receptor 4-like. The transcript has 5 exons. Bases 1 to 1029 code for a protein of 342 amino acids. Lineage: Eukaryota; Metazoa; Arthropoda; Insecta; Hymenoptera; Apidae. Gene Ontology annotation, biological process: detection of chemical stimulus involved in sensory perception of smell; sensory perception of smell. Gene Ontology annotation, cellular component: plasma membrane. Gene Ontology annotation, molecular function: odorant binding; olfactory receptor activity. The record is from RefSeq and is a predicted model, not a curated record.
AUGAUUCCAACUCUGAUGUACGUGUUUCUGAAAGAGAAGAACAGCAAGGUGAGGUUGAAGCUCAUGGGGCCAAUUAUUAAUUGUAGCAUGCAAUUUUUCAAGUAUACCAUCAUUCUUUGGCGAAGAAAAGAGAUCCAAGAAGGAUUACACGCGAUUAGAUAUGAUUGGAUACAAGCCACGGAAGAAGAACGAUUGAUUUUUCGCUCGAAAAUGAAGAUCGGAAGGAGGGUUGUCUUGAUCGCUGCAUUCACUAUGUAUGGCGGCGGUUUAUGCUAUCGGACGAUCCUUCCCCUUCUGAAGGGAACCGUCAUUACUGCUGGCAAUGUUACUAUUAGACCGUUACCUUGUCCCAGUUAUUUCAUUAUUAUAAACGAACAACAAUCACCGAUUUAUGAAAUAUUGUUUGUGCUACAAAUUAUGGCUGGAAUGGCAAUUUACGCAGUGAUCAGUGGUAGCUGUGGUAUUUCCGCACUGUUGGUCCUUCAUGCGUGCAGUAUGCUGAGAAUCCUAGUGAAUAAGAUAAAGAAAUUAGUGGAUAAAUCAGAUAUGUCUGAAGUGGUGUUGCAAAGAAAGAUCAUGGAUAUUGUUGAAUAUCAAAUGAAAAUAAAGAGAUUUUUAAAAAAUAUUGAAACAGUUACAGAAUAUAUAUGUUUAAUCGAAAUAAUCGGUGGUACGUGUCUGAUCUGUCUUGUGGGUUAUUGUAUUCUAAUGGAAUUAGAGAAUACUAAUACAAUGGCUGUCGUGGUCUAUAUCACGUUACAAAUAUCUAUCAUUUUCUGUGUUUUUAUACUUUGUUACAUUGGACAAAUGCUUGUAGACGAGAACUACAUUGUAAGCCAAGCAUCAAGUACAAUAAAUUGGUAUCGUCUUUCGAUCAAAAAUAUGCGUUGCUUGAUACUAAUUAUCGCUAUGUCUAAUUAUCCAAUGAAACUCAAAGCUGCCAAAAUGAUGGAAAUGUCUUUAAUUACUUUCACCGAUGUUAUGAAAAUGUCAAUGGGAUAUUUGAACAUAUUACGUGAAGUCAUUUAA